Messenger RNA from Setaria italica (foxtail millet), 853 nucleotides. RefSeq lists its product as uncharacterized. The record is from RefSeq and is a predicted model, not a curated record. The transcript is spliced from 2 exons. Bases 354 to 662 code for a protein of 102 amino acids. NCBI's taxonomy places the organism in Eukaryota, Viridiplantae, Streptophyta, Magnoliopsida, Poales, Poaceae.
CACUUCUUUUUAUUUUUUUUUCCGCCACCGCUCCGUUUUUUCCCCGUGCGCGACGCUCCUUCUCCCUGCGCCGUUCUUCUCCGUGCGUUCUCCUGCGCCAACCGCCACCCACUGCCCUUGCUCUUCCUCACCGGUGGUGGCCGGAGAGCUGUCGGGAGUGAUGAGAUCCGCGCCUCCUCCACCCAUUCGCCAAUCCAUUCGGCUCCCGGACGCUGGCAGAGCUUCUCCGGUCUGAGGCCACCGAGGGACGGCCCGUGCGCGUGCUCGUUUACGACCCGCACUUGCUGUGGGCGCGGCGGGUGGCGAAGGCGGCCGGCGUCGCGACGGCGGUGUUCCUAUCGCAGCCGUGCUCCAUGGAUGUCGUCUACGGGGAGGUCUGGGUGGGGCGGCUACCGCUGCCGGUGACGGACGGGAGGGAGCUGUUCACGCUCGGCUUGCUAGGUGCCAAGCUCGGGCCUGAUGACGUGCCGCCGUUCGCGGCGAGGCCGGACUGGUGCCCGGUGUUCCUUAAGGCUUCUGUGCGGCAGUUCGAGGGGCUGGAGGACGCCGACAAUGUGCUCGUCAACUCAUUCCACGACAUGGAACCCAAGGGAGGCAGAUUAUAUGGCACUAACAUGGCGCGCAAAGACAAUAGGCCCAACCUUGCCAUCAUUUUAUCUUGAUGAUGACCGUUUGCCAUUCAACAAGUGAUCUCAAUCUUUGCUAGUAGAACAAGAAAGCAUUUCUCUGCCAUCAUGAGCUGCCAUUUGCAAUUAUAAAAUGAGUUCCCUUUGUAUUUUCAUUGCUUGAAAAUUUCAGGCAGUAGUGCCAAAAUAAUCAUAUAGCAGGUACAAGAUAAGACUUGCUGUGACAA